Molecule: messenger RNA, 2529 nt
Organism: Daucus carota subsp. sativus
Lineage: Eukaryota; Viridiplantae; Streptophyta; Magnoliopsida; Apiales; Apiaceae
Exons: 1
Coding region: 1-2529 (842 amino acids)
Biological process (GO): proteolysis
Molecular function (GO): aspartic-type endopeptidase activity; nucleic acid binding; zinc ion binding
Source: RefSeq, a predicted model, not a curated record
AUGCCUCCUAGAAGACAAACCCGUGCAACCAACCCUGAUGACAACAACAAUAACAAUAAUCCAAAACCUACAAUGGCCCAGAUUCUUCAGAUCUUGGCCCAACAGACUGCCAACCUGACUCAGCAGCAGGAAAGGCAGGCUAAUCCCCAGGUUACUUUCAAAAACUUUCAGUCUGUUAAUCCCCCAGAGUUUAAGGGUUCAGCGGACCCUAUUGAGGCCAGGGUAUGGUUGAAGGAAAUUGAAAAGGCAUUUGUGUUAGUUAAAGUGAGAGAUGAGCAGAAGACUGAGUUUGCUAGUUAUUAUUUGAAGGAAGAGGCCACCUAUUGGUGGGAGUCUGUGAGAGCAAUGGAAGGGACAGAGGAUGUUACCUGGGAUAGGUUUAAAGAGUUGUUUUUGGAGAAAUACUUUCCUCAAUUUCUCCAGGAUCGAAUGGAGUUACAGUUUUUAGAAUUGAAGCAAGGGGAUAUGUCAGUGGCUGAGUAUGAGAAGAAGUUUGCUGAGUUGGCUAGGUUUGUUCCAACCUAUGUGGAUACCGACAGGAAAAGAGCUAAGAGAUUCCAACAGGGGUUAAAAGCAUGGAUCAGGGGAAAACUAGCCAUAUUGGAAUUAGAUACUUAUGCAGCUGUAGUUCAGAAGGCAAUGAUAGCAGAAACGGAAAGCGAAAUGUCUCAGAAAGAGAAAGAAGGAAAGAAGCGUAAGCCAGAGCAUCACGAGGGACAGUUUCAGCAGGGAAGGUUUCAGAACUUUAACCCGAAGAAAGGGAAAUUUCAGCAGGGGAGAAAUCCCACUUUUAAGAAGCCAGAUGUAGGUGGUAGUGGACAAGGUAACCGUCCAGCUAUUGGAAAUCAACCAAGGCCUCCACUGCCGGAGUGCCAGAUAUGUGGAAAGAAACACGGGGGAAUCUGUAAUAGAUUGAAUGUGGUGUGUUAUAAGUGUAAUCAGAAGGGACACUAUGCUAGGGAAUGUCAGUACCCACCAGCACGGACCCCAAUGAUUCGAGAUCAACCAGCAAGGAACCAAACCAAUAGGACUCCAGCAGUUGGGAUAACAUGUUUUAGGUGUGGAAAACCAGGACACAUGGUGAAAGAUUGCAAGGUACCAGCUCCAAAUAACCAUACACUUAGAAUUAUGGGAUCCACUCCAGUAGUCCCAGAAGUUUCCAAAGCCAGAACCUACAACAUGACUAUGAGGGAUGCAGUUCAGGAUGCCGAUGUGGUGGCAGGUACGCUUACUGUGAAUUCUUUAUGUGCCAAGGUUUUGAUUGAUUCUGGAGCUACUAGAUCGUUUAUUUCAGAAGAUUUUGUGCCUAAGUUGAAUUGUCCUAUAGAAUUGCUUAAUGAGGUUAUGAAUAUAGAAUUGGCUAAUCAGGAACGUGUCCCUGUUAGCCAAGUUUAUAGGAAUUGUGAAGUUGAGAUUUUAGGAAAUAAGUUUUGUGCCGACUUGAUACCUUUCAAGUUGGGAGAGUUUGAUGUUAUUUUAGGGAUGGAUUGGUUAUCGAAGCAUAACGCUCAAAUAGAUUGUCGUAAUAAGAAGGUAAUGUUAAGGGCACCGAAUGAGAAGACGAUAGUAUUUCGAGGGCAGAAACAGGUAAAGAAGUUUUUGACUAUGAUUCAAACGAAGAGAUUGUUGCGUCAAGGUUGUGAAGCUUAUAUAGCAUAUGUAACUGAUCAGAGUCGAGAACUUGUGAAGCUUGAAGGUAUUCCUGUAGUAAACGAGUUCCCAGAUGUAUUUCCAGAUGAAUUACCCGGAUUACCUCCAGAUAGAGAAAUUGGAUUUGCAAUAGAUUUAGCACCUGGAACCGAACCAGUAUCUAAAGCCCCAUAUAGGAUGGCACCGGUAGAAAUGAAGGAAUUGGCAACCCAGUUACAAGAAUUGUUAGAGAAGGGAGUGAUUAGACCCAGUGUAUCCCCGUGGGGAGCACCAGUGUUGUUUGUGAAGAAGAAAGAUGGUAGUAUGAGGUUGUGUAUUGAUUAUCGGGAACUUAAUAAGUUAACUAUUAAGAAUAGAUACCCAUUACCCCGCAUAGAUGAUUUGUUUGAUCAAUUGAAGGGAGCGAGAUGUUUUUCGAAGAUUGAUUUAAGAUCGGGAUACCAUCAGCUAAAGAUUAAACAAGAAGAUAUACCUAAAACAGCUUUUAGAACCCGAUAUGGCCACUAUGAGUUCUUAGUGAUGGCCUUUGGAUUAACCAAUGCCCCCGCAGCUUUUAUGGAUUUAAUGAACAGAGUCUUUAAACCAUAUUUGGAUAAAUUUGUGAUUGUUUUCAUAGAUGAUAUUUUGAUUUAUUCCAAAACCACUGAGGAUCAUGCAACCCACUUAAGGAUGGCUUUAGAGACAUUGAGAAGAGAGAAACUGUAUGCUAAGUUUUCAAAGUGUGAAUUCUGGUUACAAGAGGUUCAAUUUCUAGGUCAUAUAGUCAGUAACGAAGGAAUUAAAGUAGAUCCCUCCAAGAUUGAGGCAAUUAUGAAUUGGGAAAGGCCAAGGACACCAACAGAAGUUAGGAGUUUCUUGGGUUUGGCAGGUUAUUAUUGA